AUGUUGCUCGAAGCUGGCGCAGAUCCGAACGCUACCACCGCUGCAGGAGGUUCGACUGCUGCUCAUUUGGCGGCAGGCGUUGGAAACCCGUUCCUUCUGCAUGUUCUCUCCCUCUAUGGAGGCAAUCUUAACAUUCCCGAUGCUAAGGUAAGCUGUUGAAUGCAACUUAGGCGAUCCCCUUUUUACGCCUUCUGAAGCCUCUUUUAGUUUAAGACUGAUUUCAGAGUGAAUUCAAACGGGCCAAUCCGGUUUUAGCUGUGGAGGCAAUUUUUUGGAGCCAGGACGAGUUACAGUAUCAUCGCCUUAGGCGAGUGUAGUAGAGUUGGGUGUCGACUGUUAAGGCCUUACGUAGGCGUAGGUAAAAUUCCCUGCCACUAAGAAACCGUAGUUAGUGCGCUUUUUCUAAGCUAAAAAUUUGCCGUAAAGGUAAUCAGUGUGUCAUACCACCUCGCGGGUGCUUAUCCCUCAGACUCGCUCGCUCUUCUCGCUGCUAAUAAAACGAGAGAUUUUAAAUUUUUAUUCUUGAGUUGUUUGUCGCCGCUAGCCGGGUAGACGAGUGCCACUUUCGCGUGGCACGCACUAUUUCCGACCGUGACUGACAUGCGGUGAUCCCAGGCCCCAACCGGUAGAUUGGCCGACUGGACCUCGAUAGCAAAUAAGCCAGAAAUGGCCAUCCCAGUCUCUCUCAUCUUUGUUGCCUAGGCAAGAUAAUCGUGAGGCAUCAAAUUGACUCAUUAGGCUUAUGAGUGAAUACGGUACAGGCAUAUGGGUCGAUCACACUUAGCAAGCCUUCAGUAACCUACUGCGAACUUAGACCUUCUCUGCGAUUACGGGAUCGAGAAUUGAGUUAAGGUCUCACUUUCUCUGUGUCAUAUGCGGCCAGUUUGGCAGCCUACUGAUUAUAAUCUUCUUUUUUUAAUUGCCCAUCGGUUUUUCCUGUCCUUGCGAGUUUUCCUAUUUCCACUUUAAAUUUGCGCAGAGACUGGUUCUGUCGGGGAGGCCACCACCCCUGUAAAGUUACGACCAAUUAUUACCUAUCCUUCAUCACCUACUUAAACAUUGUUAGUAACCGCUUUAAUUUACACUAGGGUAGAGUGCCCAUCCAUUCGGCGGCUGAGAAUGGCAACGCGCACGCUCUUGUCUGGCUGCUGGACGUCGAGAAAGUCUGCACCCUAGACGUAAAAGACAACUUCGGACUCACCCCACUUCACCUCGCCUGUUUACAGGGCGACCGAAUCAUCCUUGAGUGUCUUCUGGCGUCCCUUCAUCACUCUCGUCCGUUGGCACCAACCGCCAGUGUUGAGGUCCCCAUCGCCAACCCUAUACUAUGUCAGGACAAUAUGGGCAACACCUGUCUGAAUGCUGCUUUCGCCGAACAUGUAGGAAGAUCUUUAUUUUUUUGUCCAUUAUUUUGUUCAUUCGGUAGAAAAUGAUGUCUUCCAAUUUGAUAUUCGCAGGAAGGGUAUAAUUCGGUUUUCAAGAACUUUUCCAAUUCCCGAAUAAUUUUAAACCCGACCUGCCGUUACACAUGCAUUCAGGAUUUCCAAACUACAAGCCGUGUAUUUUCCGCUUACGAAAACCAUACAUUUCUCUAUGGUACAAAGAGGGGACUACAUGGGAUUCAUAAAAUUAAGCAGUUGGCUUGAGCUAUAUUGUUAACUUAACAAGCUGCAUUGGUAAAUGCGGAGACAUGACGUUUUAUGAACGGCCAUUUCACGGUAUAAAAAAAUCUCACAAUUAUAAAAUUUUUAGAACCCGACUAUACCCUUCCUUCGAGUAUAAAAUUGGAAGAAGACGUCAUUUUCCACCGAACGAGCAGGAGAAUGAAUAUUUUUAUGCAUGUUUUUCAUGAAACAUAAUUGAAUUUUUAAGGGCAUCGAAACUCAAUGAGAAAAGUGCAUGUUACUUAAGUAGCAAUUUUUUACAGAGUGUAGUUUUUUGCAUGCGGCCGGAAAGGAAUUUGUUCGCAAGCCGGCAUCCUGAGGUAAUUGAUUUAUUAUAGGAUUACGCUGCACGAUGACUAAUUUUACAUCCCUACUUAAAUCUUUUCGAAACGGAAAUGCAUUUCGGCAUUUCGAUUGACAUUUCCUGAGUUAGCCCUACUGUAUAUGGAAUGCGGACGUGUUGUCCUUGAUAACUCUUAUUGACUGAAGCGUUAUCUCAAUCCCCCUUAAUGGCAAUAUCGCCAAUUAGUCCCCCCUUAUAGUGUGACUGAUUAGAAAUAAGCAAGUUCGGCUUUGGUGCAGAAGGAGUACUUGGAGCAGUUUAAUUUCCUACCAAAACCCAUCAUGCUACUGAUAAGUGAUCUUGACUCGUUUCACCCUCCAGGUUUGUUUUCUUUCAAAGAGCCCAAGCAGCUUGUCGGAAUCGCCUUCAACAUCAGCUGUCUACUUGACUGUUCAUAGAAUGACGUCGUUUGCUACUGUGGAGACCGGCAGCCUUUUAAUCUCAUCUCGAAGUAGUCUACUGGGUUAUUAAAGAUACGAGCAUUGAAGUCGUAUUGUUUGUACUUGGGCCACCUAUCUUUUCACUAUAGGUAGGAAGGCACCAAGAGUCAUUAAAUGUAGACUGAAGUCCUUAAACAGGGCGUAAAAUGGUUCUCGGCCCUAGAUGCAAUUUUUCGGGCAGUCUACAGAAACUACAUUCGGUAAAAAAAUGUUACUUAAGUAGUGCGCAUCUGUUCCAUUGACAUUCGGCAUCCUUGUAAACUCAAACAUACUUUGCAAAAAUCGCACAAAAUGUCCUUUCCUCUUAAAAGGUAGUCAAAUUUUGUAUUCCAAAGAAAGAACAUCUUCCAGUUUUUAAAAACCUUUUAAUUCCUGAAUAAUUUUGAAUCCGACCUGCCGUCGCCCUUCCGUUUAGGCCUUUUUAACCACAAACUGUACACUUUCCGCGCAAAGGCAAUCAUACAGUCUUAUAAGUUAUUGAUUAGGUACCAUAAAGGGUUCAUAUAAUUCUGUAACGGAUGCAGCUUAUGUUGUAUACUUCAUAAAGAGCAUUAAUAAACGAACAGAUACGAUGGUAUUCGAAUGGGCAUUUCACGGUUUUAAAAAAUUCUAUAACUGCGAACUCUGAAACUAAAAGAUACCUUUUCUUUGAGUAUAAAAUUUGAAGGCUCAAUUGGUUACCAGAUGGAUAAAAGAAUAGAUAUCUUGUAUUUCCUCUCUAUUAAAUGUAUUUGAAUUUAUAUGGGUCAAAAAAUAAAACGGGCGAAAUCGACAGUUCGACCGUCGUUGCCGGCGAUGUUCACCGUGUGCUCCACUGAACGGUGGAACAGACAGAACACAGUGACUCGCGCGGACAAAAUCACACUACCUAAUUUUUCAUUCUUGCUGAGUGUGAUUUUUGCAGGCUGCCAGAAAGAAACACGUUCAGUAGUCGGUAUCUUGGCGGGCUGGCUUAUGCACAUACGUAAUUUAGAAAUGGAACGAGCAAAACAUCGGCACUUUCAGCAAAAUAUCAGUCUUUAUAUGGGCGCUCCGCAGUGCAUUCAUAAUCGUAGAACAGGGCCUAAAAGUGAGCAAAGAUGGCAAAAUGGGCUCAGUUUAAGGAUAAAGGCAUGUUCUCACAUUUGCGAUGGAAAAAUGCCAGUAUUUCUUUUUAGCAACAUGAAAGAAAUGGCCAAAAGGGUCAAAUUUUUCCUUGGUAUCACUGCGUAAGAAUGUAAAGUGCACAGACAUCCGUCAAUGGAAUACAAUAUUAAAGGACUCCUUAAGGAGGGAAAUUAUUAGAGACAGUUUUCUAACUUAUCGAAGUCAUAUUCGUUGUUGAAUUUUGUCGUGGGUGUUCAUUUUAUUUGGUGAUAAGGUCUCCUGUUUGAAUGAGUCUUUAAAUGUGACAUAAGCGACCUUCUAAAUGAGACAGAACACCUAAAUGCUCACUCUUUCGGUAAAUGCCUUAAGACAUAUCUUAUUCUACAGGUUUUAAUAACGAAAUAAAACAAAAUCUACCUUAAUGGGAAAGCGAUUGACGACACUGAGAGCCAUGAAGUAUUCAGCGAUCUCAGACUCAACGUAAUGCAGAACAAAUGAAAAGUGCAAAUUGAUAUCACGGAAGAGAAGUUCUCGUUAUAUGCGCAAAAUUAUAUGUUAACUAUUACACCUAUCAAUUCUAUUUAAAUCGAUUUGUCACUGACCCGCCUGGCAAUACGUGGCCUUAUGAAAACGCUUGUUCCUAUGACGUUCUUAUCGUCAAGAUCAAGCAAAAUCCUGUUUGUCUUAUUGUACCGCAUCUCAAUCAAUUCACAAGCGUAAAGAAUACCACGAAUCCUCCGGAAACCGUCUUGGAGUCUAUACUAACAACAGAGGCUGCUGGCAAACCGCCAUACCUGAAAUAGCACUACAGUGAGGGACCGAUCUCAUGAAAUGUUGACUGAAAUUCUGAAAUGCGUUUUCGAUUAGAAAGGAUUGCUUGGACGCGGUUGUAAUACUGAUUACCUUACGGCAUAAUCCUAUAAUGAUUUGGACUCGACAGGAUGUGAACUUCUGAAUGCACUGUUUUUCGAAUUCCUGUAGAAACCGUACUCGGCAAGAAAUGACUACUUAAGUAGCAUGCAUUUUCCCAUUUAUUUCUGAUGGUUUUGCAAAUUCAAAUAUAUUUUAUAGAAACCACGAACAAAAUAGGCGUUCUUUCAGUCGUUUGAUAGAGAAUUAUGUCACCUUUAUGUUUUAUACUCGAAGAAGGAGAACAAUUAGGUUUUAGAAAAGUUGUCUGAUUCCCGAAUAAUUUGGAGUCUGAUCAGUCGUUGCCUUAGCGCUUAGUGAUUUCACUUUACAAGGUGCAUGCGUUCCGCGUAAAGAAAAUCACAUAUUCUUCCGUGCCCUUAAAAACAUACCAUAUGCAGUCCAUCAAAUUUUGCAAUGGACGCGGAUUAUUUUGUACAUUUCAUGAGGAGCAGUGGUAAACGGACAGGUAAGACGACAUAUGAAUAGACAUUGCGUGGUCUUAGAAAAUUUCACAAUUAGAAACUUUUAAAACCUUAUUAUACUCCUUCGAACAUAAAAUAUAAAGAUGAUAUAAUUGUCUAUCAAACGACUGAAGGAAAGCCUAUUCUUAUUUAUGGUUUGUCUAAGAUAUAUUUGAAUUUGCAAGACCGCCAAAAAUUAAUAGGCAAAAUGUGUGCGAGUACGGUUUCUACAGGGUUUGAAAAGUAGUGUAUUCAAAAGCUGACACCCUGUCAAGUCUGAAAUAUUAUAGGAUUAUGCCGCAAAAUAAUCAGUAUAACAACGGCGCCUAAAUAAUACUUCCUAAUUGAAAAAGCAUUUCAGAAUUUCGGUUGAAAUUUCAUGACAUAGGUCACCUGCGGUAUUAAUAACGAAAAUCUGAGUUCCGACGCCCAUCCUUUUAACCUGUGGGGGGGGGGGGGUUGUUACAUUCGUAGGGUUUUUUCAACUGUUCCAGUGUUGCCUUAGCUUGCCGUCGUCUCGAUUGUUGAUCCGUUCGUCCAAGACUCACGUAAAACAUCUGAUGCUCGCAUGCUCGAGGUUAGCAAGUUCAGUAAAAAAUCGAGCCAAUCGUUAUUUUGGAAGAACACGGACAAACAUCUAUUCACUCCGAAUGACCAGUUUUCAUGCUGUCUUGUAUUUUGAAACUUAGCAAUACAUCGUCUCCCGUAAUUUUUAGGGUUACAUGUCACGCAACCGAGCACAGCGCAAAGCAGUAGGUCGCGCCAUCUUUUGGAGUCUUCUUUCGAACUCACCCGAAGAUGCUGCUUCGCUGCUGACCUCGGGUAACCAGCUGGGUCAUCGACCGCUCGAGUCUUUUAUCUCCUCGGCCCACGCCAACCAAUGGGCCUUCCACGGACUCCUUCUGUUCUCAACCCUUGUACUGCCUCUUCUGCGCCCACGUACCAUCGCGACCGCACUGACCGGGUUCCAACGUCUUCUGAUCGGCCUUCAGUUUUUUGCCCCCCUGCUUCUCGCAGUGCUUGCCUGUCUGGGACAAUGGGCCACGGCGUCAGUUCUACCCGUUUACGCCACUGCCAGCCUCCUUGCCGUCCUCGUGACCCAGCAACAACAUCGCACUUGUGACGGCACCGAGCAGCAGAACCCCCUGCUCGCUGGUCUAUUCUUCUCUGGAGCCGUCUGCGUCAGCGUCUACGACCUUCUGCGCUUUCAGCCGAGUCUAGAAGGUACGCUUGGUUGGGUUCGUUUUCUGCCCGGCUGCCUCGGUUAUCCUCUCUGGUUCAUAACUUUUGGGGCCUUGUGUAUGACCGAUCCAGGCCGCCUGUUGCCUCAAAACGCCUUUCGGACGGGGUUCGCCCGCCUGGUGGAGUCAUCCACCGUCCCGUUUCUACAGGACGUGAAGAACCUCAUGGUCAACCCCACGCUGCCCAAUAAACUGCCUGAACUGCCCAACUACUCAGAGACAUACUGUCCUUCCUGUGAUGUUCUUCUCCCUUCAGUGGACAUCUACGUGAAACAUUGCAAGUUGUGUAAGCGUUGUUACGUCGGUCAUGACCACCACUGCCUCUUCCUUUACAACUGUGUGGCUGGCAGAAAUGUUAGACUUUUCCUCUUGUUCCUCUUUCUCACUGCCCUGAGUGCUCUCGUUUUCUCCGCGACUGCUCUCAUCUACGCCUGUCACCGCUGUGGACGCGAUAAGACGGUGGGAGAAAAUUAUCCGGGAGUCUACAGAGCCUAUAUGCUCGCGUCUUGUGCCUUGCACACCCUGCCCUGCCUCUCUGUCCUUCUCUUAGCCAAUCUUACGGUCGGAGUUUGGCUGGUUGUCCUCAUUAGACGCCAACUCCUUCAAUUUAAACACCAACACUCCGCGCUAAUUGGUCGGUUUGGGCUUUGGCGUGUUUUGUUGGGCCUACAACGGUCGCAAGUCUGA
This is a messenger RNA of Spirometra erinaceieuropaei, 6834 nucleotides long. NCBI's taxonomy places the organism in Eukaryota, Metazoa, Platyhelminthes, Cestoda, Diphyllobothriidea, Diphyllobothriidae. The record is from the annotation of a GenBank genome assembly.